AUGAGGGUCCGGCUACCAUUUGCAGGGAGUUUUAUCCUACUCGUAAUCUUUGUUGGCUACAAUAGUCUUUCUUCAUAUCAGUCCGGGACUAGAGUUAACGAGAAAAUUUUGCACAGCAUCAUCUUCUUCAUCCUUACCACUAGCUUUUACUGGAUUCUCGAUACCUCUCGGCGCAGAAGCUUCAAUUUCACUCUUUUAGUCUGUACCGGUGUGCUAGGUAUCGGCUCUGAGUUUCUUGAGGGCUUCCUGCCAAAUUCUCACCCAUUCAACCUCAAUGAAGUUUUAGCAAAUAUCUUGGGCUCUCUUUUAGCUCUUGGGAUGAAUAGUUGGUACCAUACACGCAUGCUAGAAAGAAAAAGAUUGGCGAAACAAUACCAAACAGUACCAGAAGACGAUGAUAUAGAGCUCGGUAGUAGUGCUGGUACUCAGGAAAUUGAUUUAACAUUAAGAACACCAGGGGUACCUCUUUUGGAACGAACGAUAGACAAACAAGAAGAUAUUGAAUUCUCUAAUACAGCAGAAAGUCUUAGAAGGCCUAGUGCACAGUCAUUGAUUGCUGGAGAUGGGAGUGACGCCAAAAAACGUGCUGACUGA
Molecule: messenger RNA, 594 nt
Organism: Blumeria graminis f. sp. triticale
Lineage: Eukaryota; Fungi; Ascomycota; Leotiomycetes; Helotiales; Erysiphaceae
Source: the annotation of a GenBank genome assembly